UUAUGGAGGACCUUCAACGAAAAGCAAGAUUAUUGGAAAAUGAAAUUGAUAUGCGUCUUAUAUCUCUUAAUAAAUUUCAUAUUUCUAAUGCAGGUCAAACAGAUAUUCAAAGCAAAUCCCAUUCAAGACGUUCUUUUGACUCGCUUACGAGUGAAAUUGAAUCAAAAUUGUCAAAAUUAAGUGAAAUUAAUUUUCAGAUGCAAGAAUGUUUUGAUAAAGAUAAAAGUGUUUUUAACAAAACACCUCAACAACACAUUCUUAGAAGGCAUCAAGAUAUUCUUAGAGAUUAUAGUGCAGAGUUUCGAAGAACGCAUGAAAAUAUUAAAAAUCAAUUACAAAGAGAUGAAUUAAUGGAAAUGACGUCAACUGUAAAUAAUCGUUGUAGAACUACAGAUUAUUUAACUAGAGAAAAUGAAAGUAUUAGCGAUUGUGAUCGUCUUUUAAAUGAUCAAAUAAGUAUUGCUAUGUCUGUGAGAGAAGGGCUUUAUUCACAAAGUAGUGGACUUGGGGCUAUUAAUAAACGUGUUCAUCAAUUGACUAAGAAAUAUCCAGCACUUAAUAAUUUGAUGAACAAAAUUCGAAUGAAAAAACGCAAGGAUACUUUAAUUUUGGCGGCAGUUAUUUCUAGUUGUCUUAUAUUUAUUUUCAUUUAUCUUAUGCAUUGA
Molecule: messenger RNA, 665 nt
Organism: Meloidogyne enterolobii
Lineage: Eukaryota; Metazoa; Nematoda; Chromadorea; Rhabditida; Meloidogynidae
Source: the annotation of a GenBank genome assembly